AUGACUGCCACCGUUAACGUUUACCUCGACAAGCAGGAGUACGGAAAGGACAAGGUCCGCCUCCUCAAGGUGCACAAGGACACCAACGUCCACCGCGUCGACGACCUCACCAUCCGCUGCCUCCUCUCCGGCUCCUCUUUCACCACCUCCUACACCGAGGCGUCCAACAAGGCCGUCGUCGCCACCGACUCUAUCAAGAACACCUGCUAUAUCCUCGCCAAGUCCUCCAAGGUCGUCGACACCCUCGAGCUCUUUGCCGCCGAGCUCGCCAACCACUUCUUGAACACCUACGGUUGGGUCGAGGGCGCCCACGUCACCAUCAUCCGCCACCGCUGGGCCCGCAUGAUCAUCGACGGCAAGGAGCACAACCACUCCUUCUGGCGCGAUGGUGACGAGACCCGCCAGACCGAGAUCUUUAUUAAGCGUGGACCCAACUGCAAGGGCCGCCGCACCAUUGACCUCAAAUCCUCCAUCGCCGGUCUCCUUGUCCUCAAGACCACCGGAUCUUCCUUCGAGGAUUUCGUCCGUGACGAGUACACCACCCUCCCCGAGGCCAAGGACCGCGUCCUCUCGACCUGUGUCGACGCCACUUGGGAGUUCAACGUCCCCGCCGUCGACUCUGUCAACGUCCUCUCGACCCUCGGCCAGAUCCCCUUCAACACCAUCUACGAUUCUGUCCGUGAUGUCACCUGCGACAUCUUUGCCAAGGAUGAGUCUGCGUCGGUCCAGGCUACUUUGUACAAGAUGGCUGCCAAGUCGAUCAACAACUGGAAGUGGUUGGAGCGUGUCUCCUAUGCUCUUCCCAACCGCCAUUUCUUUGCCGUCGACUUGAACUACUUCCGUGGCACCAAGAACUUGCAGGAGCAUGCUGAUGUCUACCAGCCCGUCGCUGACCCAUCCGGUCUCAUUACCGCCACCGUUGCCCGCUCCCUCAGUGCUCGUCUUUAA
This is a messenger RNA of Linnemannia hyalina, 948 nucleotides long. NCBI's taxonomy places the organism in Eukaryota, Fungi, Mortierellomycota, Mortierellomycetes, Mortierellales, Mortierellaceae. The record is from the annotation of a GenBank genome assembly.